AUAUAAAAGAGUUGUUCCUAAAGCGAGACGGACGGUUAAACUGAUUGAGGCUUUGGGUUCCUUUAUAUAUUUACUCUCCUUUUUUCUUUCCCCCAAUUUCAUGUUUUCUUCAAACUGAUCCAUCUUUCAUUAGCUUCAAUCUUACGUGAAGUUGACUACAGAUUUCCAGUUUAAGGUUACUGCUGCAGUUUGUGACUGCUACUACUUUGAUUCUUCUCAGUUAACCGUGAGAGAUGAGUCAGAAAGGCCUGAUAUAUAGCUUUGUUGCUAAAGGGACUGUUGUUUUAGCAGAACACACAUCAUUCUCAGGGAAUUUUAGUACUAUUGCCGUUCAGUGCUUACAGAGAUUGCCUUCUAAUAGCAGCAAAUGCACAUACUCAUGUGAUGGGCAUACAUUCAACUUUCUUCUUGACAGUGGAUUUGUUUUUCUGGCUGUUGCCGAUGAAUCAGUUGGAAGGAAUAUGCCAUUUGUAUUUCUUGAACGUGUAAAAGAUGACUUUAAACAGCGGUAUGGCUCAAGUAUCAAGGAUGAGAAUCCUCACCCACUUGCAGAUGAUGAGGACGAUGAUGAUUUAUUUCUAGACCGAUUCAGUGUUGCAUACACUCUUGACAGAGAAUUUGGGCCAAGGCUUAAGGAGCACAUGCAAUAUUGCAUGAGCCACCCGGAAGAAAUGAGUAAACUCUCCAAGCUGAAGGCUCAAAUAACAGAGGUGAAAGGAAUUAUGAUGGAUAACAUCGAAAAGGUCUUAGACCGUGGUGAACGGAUCGAGCUUCUGGUGGACAAAACAGAAAACUUACAAUUUCAGGCCGAUAACUUUCAUCGACAAGGGAGGCAACUUCGGCGAAAAAUGUGGCUUCAGAGUUUACAAAUGAAGCUGAUGGUUGGUGGAGGAAUCUUGGUCUUGUUCAUCAUACUUUGGUUUAUUGUAUGCGGUGGUUUCAAGUGUUGAUUUGGUAAAGUUAGUAAGAGAUGAGUGUUUUCAGUUGGCUUUGUAUGGAAGGAAACUAUUACCAAAUAUAUAAAUAUAUAAUAUAUAAUAUGCUUUGUCUCUUGUUCUAAUUUGUAAUUAGCAUUCUAUAAUUAAAUUUACCUGUUAAAAUUUAUUGUGGGACAGGACAGGACUGGAUUUGUUCUAGCAAAGGGUCUCCUUGUAAUUUUCCUUCCUUUCUGGCUUUCUUAAUCUUUAUUAAUUUUUAAGACUA
Molecule: messenger RNA, 1203 nt
Organism: Cucumis melo (muskmelon)
Lineage: Eukaryota; Viridiplantae; Streptophyta; Magnoliopsida; Cucurbitales; Cucurbitaceae
Product: vesicle-associated membrane protein 727
Exons: 6
Coding region: 234-950 (238 amino acids)
Biological process (GO): vesicle-mediated transport
Cellular component (GO): membrane
Source: RefSeq, a predicted model, not a curated record